GUAUGAGGUCAGCGAUCUUCCUAUCAACGAAGUGAAGAAGUAAAAUUGUGGCUAUUCAUCGCAUCUUAUUUCUUGUAACGUUAAUAACUUGCUUUCGUCAGUCAUAGCAGCAAUGGAAUUGACAGAACUGUACAUUUAUUUAGUGUUAAUGAUACUUAAUAUUCUUCCAAACGUUCGGCAAGCAGACGGGAAUAGCGACGAGUCUUUAGAACGCUACAAAAUCGAUGGAAAAGUGACCAUACAAGGCUUCAAACCAGCUGGUAAGACUUUGAACUGUGUAUUUUCUUGUAACAGUGGUUUGGAUAAUUCUUCUAGCGCUCUCUAAUUUUGUUGCAGGUAGCUUUGAAAUGUACUCAUGAUAAUAUGCUAUUAAAGGUCUCAUCAAUAAAUUCUGCUAUAAAUUUACACCUGGGAGUAAAACAGAAUUAUUGUUUGUUUCAAAAGCUUACAUUUGUAAGAUUAAAUAUAUAGUUAUAUGGAAUAGGAUAACCUUAUAAGCAGGUUAACUGAAUUAAGUUAGCCCGUACAGUAGAGUGGAAUGAAAUAGACCAUCCGUGCUCGGUUUAAAAUACAGACAAUGGAAUUUAGAUCAGAUGUAACAUGCAGAAUAAGGAUAAUGUUAUAUUUCAAAAAAAAUAUUCUAUUAUUUGAGUGUAUGUUCUGUCAGGGAACACAUAUGAAGUCAAAAUGUAGUGAGUACAAUAAAGUGGUAUUGUAAGCCACAGGAGCCUUGUGUUACAGAAUGUAACUAAUGCUUGACCCUUUCAGAGGUUUGACAAGCCAGUAGAUCACUAAUUAGAGCUAAAAAUAACCCCCACAAUAUAGAAAUCUGUUAAGUUUCAAGACUAUGUAGACUUAAUUCUUCGACAAUUUUCUAGAAAUCUUUUUUCAAAGUAUUAAUUUUAGAAUGAGCUAUUCAGCAGUGUCAAUGGCUUUUCACCAACUGAUCUGUGUCUUAAUCCUUUAAACCUCAAGAUCCAAACAGUAAUUCUCAUCACUGCCUGCCAUAUAUUUCCCUUGAGAAUUAGGUAGGAGCAUUUGGUCUUAUAUCAAGAUAACACCUUCCAGAGGAUGCAGUUUUCAGUUCUCAAGACCCGUUAGCCAUAAAAUUUAUUUGAAUUGAAAGGACAAAUUCUACGGAACCCAAGAUUUUCUUUCCUUAUCAGAGAAGACUAGAAUUUCUAACCAUUACAGAUGUCACAACAAAGACAACACAUUCUCCUCAAUUAUUUGAAGACCCUACGCGUUGGUUUGGUCAAGGGCUCAAACCCUUGACCUCACAGAAGACAGUCCAGCGCUCCACAACAUGAGCUAACCAGGCAGUGAGAUUAAUGAAGUGUUUUUCUUUCUAUUAGAUUGGAUUUCUCAAACCAGAAUUCUUGUAGAUGGUGGGAGUUACAUUGGCUUUCUCAAAACUGAUGGCAGUUUUACUGUAAAUGAUGUUCCAGCUGGUUCAUAUGUAGUAGAAGUUCUGUCACCAAACAACCUCUUUGAGCCUGUGAGAGUUGACAUCAGUGGCAGAGCAAAGGGUAAAAUCAGGGCAAGAAAAGUGAACUUUCUUCAGAAUUCAGCUGUUGUCACUGUCCCAUAUCCCCUAAAGUUCAAAGUAAAAGAACCAGCACCUUUCUUUGAGAAGAGAGAACAGUGGAAAGUCACUGAUAUGCUUUUUAAUCCCAUGGUAAGUUGUCCCAGCAACUGUGUAUAGAAUAAAAGGAAGAGUAGUUCCUCAGAAAGCUUUGUCAGUUGUUCAAUGUUCUUAUUUUGAGCAUGAGAAGUCAAAGAACUUUUCAAACCAGUAGCGCAGUCUUUUAACCUGUUUAGUUUUCAAGAAUCCAAAGCAAUUUUGAGGUGGUAAUAAGUGGUACUUCAGGUGGUAAAUUACAGCCGUUUAAUGGUUACUGACUGAAAAGGAGAACACUGGUUAAUGAGUGGCAGAUGACGGUUUUCCUACAACCAUUUGCACUUCAGCUUGUGGUUGCUUUGAAUAUGAUAACAAUCAUUUGGCUAGCCUGGAGUCAGUUCGAAUAUUUGACUCUAUCUUGUAGCACAUGGUUCAUCUUUUUGUUCCUUCGGCUUUCUCCUACUUUGAGAUAAACCAUAAUGCUAUGUUCAAGAGAUACCAAAACUACUGUAAGUUUAAGUUUUGAUCCUGGAUUAAAGCCAAGAUCCCAAUUUAUUCUUUUUCUUCUUCACAGGUACUGAUGAUGGUUCUACCACUCCUGUUGUUGUUAGUUUUACCAAAACUUAUUAACAGUCAGGAUCCAGAAACGCAAAAGGUAGGAAAAAACUUUCAGCAUUUACAAUAUGUAUGAACAGAGUAAGCACUCAGGCUGCUUGUGUUGGUCUUAGCUAAGACUUGAUCAAAUGAUCAAAAACUUCAGGAUUAGUGCUGGAUCAAUAUCAGUAUCUGGGCAACUGCCCACCUACCCCUCCCCUAACCCAACAUUAACCCUAAUUUGUUAUCAAUUGACUGUUGUUGGGUUAGGGGAGGGGUAGGUGGGCAGUUGCCCAGAUACUGAUAUUGAUCCUUAGUGCCUAACCCUCUGACCCAUAGGAGUGACUAGCUUCUAAUUCUCGUCACAAUAUUACCCUUGAGUCCACAUUACGGUCACAAUAGUAAAGGAAAUGAUCACCAGAUAAAGAAGCCCUUGAUUGUUGAACAAAUUCUCCUUGUCAGCACCUUAGGAAAGUUAUAGAGGACAGUAUGGAGAAUAUGCAUACUGAUGUUGGGUGACUAGAGGGAUAAACUGUAUUUCAGUAGCAUCAUGCAUUCUUUCAAGAAUCCUCAGCCAUGUAUUUGAUGGUAUUUGUGUCCAAUAAUGCUGUAGUGCUGACUGGAUAAACAAGAGGAACUUACAAGAAAAUAAUGGAAUAAAUGGAAGGAUUUUUCUGCUCCCUGUGUUCUCUCCCUCCUUUUGCUUGCUCCACUGUCUAUUGUUCCACUAGAUCUGAUAUGUGACUGUUUUCUAACUGAAUCCCUAAGAAAGAAAUUGUUUCUGGCUUUUUCCUAUACACAGCAUAGUUCAUUUUAGGGUUACAUUAAUACUAAUUAAUUGUUUGUACCUUUGGUGUAAUCAUUAUUUGAUUUUUACCAAGGAAAUGCAGUCUUCAAUGAACAUGUUUAACCAGUCAAAAGAUCUCCCUGACAUCUCAGACUGGUUUGCGAAGAACUUUUCAUCUGGAAGUAAGAAAAAGACAACCAGCAAAGUUGGGCAGAAGAAAGCUGGGGUAGGCAGUGUAAGAAGACGAUGAGUUCCUUUGUGAAUUGUGCAGUAAUGUUCCAUGAUAAAUGUUAAGGUUUGAUUCCAUACUGCCUGUAAGGAUCUUCCAAACUACAUGUAACAAUAUUCUCUUUUCAAUGUGGAAACAAUAUGAAACUAGAACUAGGGUCUGGUCCUGACACUGAUGUUGAAAUGACUUGUAUUUUUUAUUUCUUGGUUCUUUAGUAAACCUCAUGUGCUGUUAAUAUAAUCAAUUGACAUUGUUUGUUUUAUCCACUUUUGGGCUCAUUUAUUGAUUACUUGAAAAAAAAUCGAUAUCAUAAACAACUGUUAACUAACAAGUAUGGAAUACUUGACUUAAAUUGUAGGUUUUCUUUUUCCUCAAAAAUAUGACUCAUACACAGUUUUUUAAAGCUAUACAGACCAAGAUCUCAAUU
Molecule: messenger RNA, 3658 nt
Organism: Pocillopora meandrina
Lineage: Eukaryota; Metazoa; Cnidaria; Anthozoa; Scleractinia; Pocilloporidae
Source: the annotation of a GenBank genome assembly